Molecule: messenger RNA, 2587 nt
Organism: Xylaria bambusicola
Lineage: Eukaryota; Fungi; Ascomycota; Sordariomycetes; Xylariales; Xylariaceae
Product: putative amidophosphoribosyltransferase
Exons: 11
Coding region: 609-2312 (567 amino acids)
Biological process (GO): purine nucleobase biosynthetic process; purine nucleotide biosynthetic process
Cellular component (GO): cytoplasm
Molecular function (GO): amidophosphoribosyltransferase activity
Source: RefSeq, a predicted model, not a curated record
CGUCGGUACCCCUCCAAAAUUUUUCUUAUCGCGACACAAGCCGCCCGAUACCUCAGCGUGGUGAGUGUUUCGAGCGGCCUCUAGGUACCUCUAUGCGGUAACCUGUUAGUGGCCAUUAGUGGCAACUUACCUAUAGCAAGUACCUGAGUGGUCGAUGCUAGGUCCCUCCCUCUGCCGGCCGGUCCCUCUGCCAGACCCUGCAGCCUCCGAGAUUGCGGUAUCAGGUGGCCUCUCUCCCACUUUUUAUUUUUUUUUAUUUCGCAUCGACCGCGGGGUCACUUGCGACAAACACUUCCUUGCCAUCAGCACAAACUGGAAUGUCCCGUCUUUUCUGCUUCUAGUAAAUAGUAGAUCAUGUCUAUCCGUGACUAAUUCUUUGGCUUGCCAAUCCGCCUUCCCCAACCCGUGAUCCUACCUCGUCGUCGUCGUUGUUGUGAAAGGCCGACCACCGGAGCAGCUUACCUUGACCCACCCACUCGCCGUCUCUUGUUGAACUCGAGUCGCAAACUCCAAAUACCAAAUACCGGCACAUCGCGAAACCUGAGCUGCCUCGAAUCCCAUCUCCUCGUACCACGAUCCAUAUCCCGUCAGUCAUACCCCUCGACAACAUGUGUGGCGUAGUAGGCCUGCUCCUUGCCGACACCGAGUCGCACACCGAGGUGUCACACCUGCUCUUCGAGUCGCUGUUCUACCUCCAGCAUCGUGGCCAGGAUGCCUGCGGCAUUGCAACCUGCGGCGCAAAGGGACGGGUAUACCAGUGCAAAGGUAACGGUAUGGCCGCCAAGGUUUUUCAGGAUGGUGCUCGUGUCAUUGAUCUCCCGGGCUACAUGGGAAUUGCUCAUCUUCGGUAUCCCACAGCUGGAACUUCUUCAAGUGCCGAAAGUCAGCCUUUCUACUGCAACAGCCCUUACGGUAUCUGCCUUGCCCAUAAUGGAAACCUUAUCAAUGCUCCUGAGCUGCAUAGAUACCUGGAUGAAGAGGCCCAUCGUCAUGUGAACACAGACUCAGACAGCGAACUUAUGCUCAACAUUUUCGCCAAUGCGCUUAAUGAUACCGGCAAGGCUAGAGUCAACGUCGAGGAUAUCUUCCGAUCUCUUAAGCAAAUGUACCAGAAGUGUCAGGGCGCAUGGGCCGCCACCGCCAUGAUUGCUGGCUUCGGUAUUCUGGCUUUCAGAGACGCGCACGGAAUUCGCCCUCUACUCAUCGGCACACGACCCUCUGCCACCAUUGAGGGUGCGACAGACUACAUGAUUGCGUCGGAAAGCAUAGCUCUUCGCCAACUUGGAUUCAAAGAUUGGAGAGAUAUCCUGCCUGGUGAAGCCGUCUUCAUUCAGAAGGGAGGAAAGGCUGAGUUCAAGCAAAUUCAGGAGAGAAAGAGUUAUACACCUGAUAUUUUCGAAUAUGUCUACUUUGCUAGACCCGACUCGGUCUCGGAUUCUAUCAGCAUACACAAGAGCAGACAAAACAUGGGUGUCAAACUCGCAGACAAGAUACGCGAGACCAUAGGAGACGCAGGAGUCCGUGGAAUAGAUGUUAUCAUCCCGGUACCCGAAACCGCUAACACAGCUGCCGCGGUCGUAUCGGAGCGGUUAAAAAUUCCACUGUCAAACGCCUUUAUCAAGAAUAGAUACGUCUUCCGCACAUUCAUCUUACCCGGUCAGAAACUCAGACAAAAGAGUGUUCGCCGCAAACUGUCCGCCAUCGAGUCGGAGUUUCAAGGGAGGACUGUUUGUUUAGUUGACGAUUCUAUAGUCCGGGGAACUACGUCGAAAGAAAUUGUUAGCAUGGCGCGAGAGGCUGGCGCUGUAAAAGUCUACUUUGCUAGCUGUGCGCCGCCGUUGGUGUAUCCUCAUAUCUACGGUAUUGAUCUCGCAUCACCUCAUGAAAUGAUUGCGCACGAAAAGACCCGUGAAGAUAUCGCACAACUGAUAGGCGCAGAUGAUCUCAUAUACCAGGAUAUCGAUGAUCUGAAGCAAGCAUGUGCUGAAGCUGCACCCAAAGGAGGCGUCAACGAGUUCGAAGUCGGCGUGUUCUGUGGAAAGUAUCAGACCGACGUCCCAGAAGGGUACUUCGACCAUCUGGAUGAGAUAAGAAAUAAGAAUCGGAAGAGCGGUGUGCCUGCGGGAGCUGUCACUGCGAGUAGUACAGUGAACGGCGUCAAUGCGAGUGGGGGAUUUAGACUCAAUGUCCCGCCUAACACGCUCCCGACGAACGCGGACCCCGCCGCGCUGCUGUCGGCGUCGAAUGCGCCCCGGACUCCGGAGAAUCGAGAGGAUAUUAGUAUCCAUAAUAUUGCCUCGGAACAUUAUUAAUAUGGCGGGAAGUGAUAAUAAGAGCUGAGGAAAGAAUGGCUUGAUAGGGAGUCGAAACUUGGGUAUAAACUUGAGUGGUUGGUUGGUGUAUACCAUUGAAAUUCGGAGUUUUGCGGGUUGAUUUUUCAAAUGGUAUAAAUAUGGCUGUUAACGUUGCCUGACUCUGUUGAUAUAGGAGUGAAACUCUAUUGGUCGGGGAUUGUUAUAGAAAUGAUAGAAUGAGUUUUAGGGUUUAGAGUGAAAUGAAUGAAUGAAACAUGCAAAAUGUGCGAAUA